CGGGUAACUGCAGAAUUCCGAACUCGGAUACCCCUCCCACGCUUAACCUCGAGCAUACCCCUCAGUCCGUCUUCUACACGCGAGACAGGUGAACUCAAACACACUGCUUGCGUAGACAAUCUGCUUUGUCGGUAAUGUGGAGUUUGGUUCUGAGCCAGUAAUAACGAAACCAGGAAUUACGACCUUGUAAGGCUGCUAACUUUACGAAUCACAUCAGUGUAUUGAAAAUGGCAGACACACAUACAGCUGAAACAGCAUGGCACACGUUGGAGCACUACCGAAGAUCAAUCGCUUCAUUACGACGCAUGACGCCUCUGGCAAAGCAAUCUUCUCGACUGCUCUCGAGGACGAGUCGAGCAUGAAGCCGCUCCCGGACAACAUGGCCUUUGCCCUAUCUUACACCACAGAAGGGUUUCCCGUGGAUCUCAAUGACGACAAAGACAUCAAGACGUACGAGAAGUACCUAAAAAACCCGCCCGGUCUGACCGUCAGCGGAGGCACGGUGCUGCGGCACGUCGACUUCCCACCGACGAACACGCCCGUGAUGCACAGGACCGUCAGCUUGGAUUACGGCGUCGUGCUCGAGGGCGAAAUCAUCUGCGUGCUAGAUUCUGGAGAAACUCGCCACCUGAAGCGCGGAGACGUGUGCAUACAGCGGGGCACGAUGCACGCAUGGAGGAACCCAAGCGACACCGAAUGGUGUCGUAUGCUGUUCGUCUUGCAACCGUGCAAGCCACUGCAGAUCGGCAACGCAACGCUAGGCGAAGAUCUGGGUAAUGCGGUUGGCAUCCCAAGCUCCAAAUAAGCAUCCAAAGCUUAAACUUUGGACCAAAAAACCUCCAUUCGUGAUUAAAGAGGUUGCACGGAUGACGCACUGAACGUCUGUUGGCGAGACAAGGUUUUCGACCUUUCCGCUAAUGCUCGCAGUUGGGCCGGAGAAUAGAUGCGAGGGAAGAUGGUGAAAUCUACGAUGUUGCGCUUGGUCGUACGGUGAUACCUAGUUCUGAACAGCGCUUGGAGCAGUGCGUUGUCAACGCAAAGGGCGAAAUGCAAACAGUUGGUGUGCG
Molecule: messenger RNA, 1067 nt
Organism: Verruconis gallopava
Lineage: Eukaryota; Fungi; Ascomycota; Dothideomycetes; Venturiales; Sympoventuriaceae
Exons: 2
Coding region: 257-805 (182 amino acids)
Source: RefSeq, a predicted model, not a curated record